This is a messenger RNA of Trichechus manatus latirostris (Florida manatee), 8293 nucleotides long. It is a transcript of the gene PPP1R10, whose product is annotated as protein phosphatase 1 regulatory subunit 10. Bases 2420 to 5203 code for a protein of 927 amino acids. The transcript is spliced from 18 exons. NCBI's taxonomy places the organism in Eukaryota, Metazoa, Chordata, Mammalia, Sirenia, Trichechidae. Gene Ontology annotation, cellular component: chromatin; nucleus; PTW/PP1 phosphatase complex. Gene Ontology annotation, molecular function: protein phosphatase 1 binding; metal ion binding. The record is from RefSeq and is a predicted model, not a curated record.
CCUGGGGGAAAGCCCAGUUACAAAUUUGGUGCCCAAGACAAAAUUCAGUUCGGUUAAUUAUAUUUCCAAAAUACGAAUAAUGGAAAAUUAAUCUUUAACAUUUCUUCUGCUUUGUCUCCUGGCUUCCCUUGAUUAUGUCUCUCGUUCUUCCUUGGUUAUUUGAAUGGGAAUUAAAAAGUUGUUCCUGAGUCCCGUUCCUGGCUGGAGGAACUACACAGAUUUUAGCUUUGUACUCUUUGGUCCCUUUAUCUCUGAGAAUGGUUAUUUUCUCUCGUCUCCCACCCACUUACGUGAAGGAACGUUUGAGCCCAGGUGAUUGUUAAAUGUUUUUAGAGUUCCUGAAAGAAAUAGGGGCGGCAAGCCUGUUUGCUUACUUGGUAGCUGGAUAUGCAAAAGGAGUUCUCCAAGGUUAUGUGUGUUCAGCUCUGGGUUUAAAUUAGUGGAAUCAGCUGUUUAGGGGUGACUAGUUUGAAGUGAUCCUAGUUUGAUUCAAGGCUUUUUGUCAAAUUGCAUAUAUUUUGUUGUGGAACCUAAUGGUAGGAAUAAUUUUUUUUCUUGGUUAUUAUUUACACUGUUAUUUUUGGAACCGUUCAUUGCUUUUCCAGUCUCCAACAGAUGGGACAUCUGUUUUAUGUCUCUUUAUAGUACCUGUAUAUCUCUCUAUAGUUUUUAUAUAUCAUUUUAUAGUGUCUCAACUACAUGGGAAAUUUUACUUUAUCCCUAUUUCUGUCUUUGGGUAUAAGAAUUGCAUAUUUCAAUGGAUUUGGCCCACGGACUUCUAAUCUGAUCCUUAUUCUACUUGAAUAUUUUUUCCUCUGACCUCAGGUUCUGCUUGUCCUCAUGGAAAUUCCAGGGCGGCAGCAGCAACAGCACAAUUAACCCCGAUUUGCUCACCUCUCAGCAUUGCUUGGUUCAUUUCCUUUUCUCUCUAUGUUCUACCUACAGGUUAUGAUCUCAAGAACCAAGUCUGUACCACCACCCUAUCUUUUCCAGGCUGCCUCCUCCCUGCUUUCGGCCUCUUUUUGCCUAGGCUAUUAGGACUAAUACAUUUAAUAUGUUGAGAGUAUUAAAAGAUUGAAAUUGCUAUACUUAGUUUUUUUUGGUUUGUCAUAGAACAUAUAGAACUAAUUUGCAUUAUUUUAUAAGAAACCUCUUCUGCUUUUGCACAAAAGACAAUGUAGCCAUCUUGUGAAAUAAGAAACAUUGAUUUCUUCCACCCUCUGUUGGUAUUGUGUCUGCUAUUUCUGUAUUAAAUGCAGGAGAGUGUUUUCUCUUUGUGUCCUCUGCAGUGUUAGCCUUAUUUACCAAUGCAGAUCUUACUGAGGUGGUUUUCUUUGUGCUUUCUGGAAGCCAGUGUUUUAGGCAGUGUAGAUAAAAAUCCCAGCCAGAACCAUAUUUAUCGUGAAACCUCCCUGGAACUUGGGUACUGGCCUAGCAGCCACGUAGUAUUAGUGUAGCUUUUAAUUAACCCCUUUUCUGACUUGGUCCAAAGGAGCUAUUUAAAAUUCAGUGGCAUUUUUCAAGCCUUUAGCUUUAUUGUUUUCUAUUUUUGCUGCCUACGUGGUUUCUAGUUUCAGACCUUUCUUGCGAAUCUUAGAAGGCAGUGUAAUUUAGGGGGAGAAUAAAAGAUCAGAUUCCUGUCUUUGCUUUUGAAACCACAACCAAGCUUGCCCAUAACUUUGAAACAAUAAACACUUGUGCAGUAUUUGGCUAAUGAGUUAUAGUUUAUUCAAGCCUUAGGUAGACCUGCUUGAUCUCCUUUGCAUCCGUCUCCGUUUCUAGGAGAAAGGGUCUGUUUUCAAGUUUUGUUUUCUUCUCUGUCACUUACUGUUUCAGUUGAUUGUCCACUGGUGCAAGCAGAACAUACUCUGCCACUUUUGGUAAUUAUGACUCUUGAUAGGCCAAGCUCAAAGGCAGUGGAUCUUGUAAGACAUUUAGCCCAGGCACUCAAGAUUGGCCCAAUUCAUAUCAAGCUACAGUUUGUUUUCUACAAGCCAGCCAAAUUUAUCAGCAUUUGAGGAGAGGAGAGAGAUCCUAAAAAUAAGCAAAAAGUGCCUUGGAGAGUUGAGCAUCUUGUUAUGGGAACUCGAAUCUUAGCUCUUUUAAUACAGUCUAAAGUUCAGCUGUCCUAGGAAGGCUAUAACUGGGAGAGACAGAAGGCUGUGCCCCCCAAGUCCUCUAAUUGUCUUCCCAUUCAGUAUUAAUCCUGGGCGUAAUGUGCCAGGGCUUUUUUCUCAGUAGUGAUGAUGGUCGGUGUUGGAUUUUAUCUAGAAAAUGCUGAGUUCACUUGAAUAUAGAUUGAAUAGUCAUAUUUUGUCAGAUACAGAGAGGGGAACUAUUAGAGGGCAUACUGGGACUGUUCUUGCCCUCAUUUAUUCUGUGUUGUUUGUUUUGUCUUCUUGUCUUAGAAACCACGAUCAUGGGUUCAGGUCCCAUAGACCCCAAAGAGCUUCUCAAGGGCUUGGAUAGCUUCCUUAACCGAGAUGGGGAAGUUAAGAGUGUGGAUGGGAUUUCCAAGAUCUUCAGUCUGAUGAAGGAAGCACGAAAGAUGGUGAGUCGAUGCACUUACUUGAACAUUCUCCUGCAGACCCGCUCGCCAGAAAUAUUGGUCAAAUUUAUUGACGUUGGUGGCUACAAGCUUCUUAAUAAUUGGCUGACAUAUUCAAAGACAACCAACAACAUUCCCCUCUUGCAGCAAAUUCUACUGACCCUGCAGCAUCUACCACUCACUGUGGACCAUCUCAAGCAGAACAACACAGCCAAGCUGGUGAAGCAACUGAGCAAGUCAAGUGAGGAUGAAGAGCUCCGGAAAUUGGCCUCAGUCCUUGUCAGUGACUGGAUGGCUGUCAUCCGCUCCCAGAGCAGUACCCAGCCUGCUGAAAAAGAUAAGAAGAAACGUAAAGAAGAAGGAAAGAGUCGAACCACUCCUCCUGAGCGACCCUUGACUGAGGUGAAGGCUGAGACCCGGACUGAGGAGGCCCCAGAGAAGAAGAAGGAGAAGCCCAAGUCUCUCCGAACCACAGCUCCUAGUCAUGCCAAGUUCCGUUCCACUGGACUAGAGCUAGAGACACCGUCUUUGGUGCCUGUGAAGAAGAACGCCAGUGCAGUGGUGGUUUCUGACAAGUACAACCUGAAACCCAUCCCCCUCAAGCGGCAGAGUUCCACAGCUGCUCCAGGAGAUGCUGUCCCCCCUGCAGAGAAGAAAUACAAGCCACUCAACACAACACCCAAUGCCACCAAAGAGAUCAAAGUGAAGAUCAUCCCUCCACAACCUAUGGAGGGCCUUGGCUUUCUGGAUGCUCUCAAUUCAGCCCCUGUUCCAGGCAUCAAAAUUAAGAAGAAGAAGAAGGUGCUGUCACCUACAGCUGCCAAGCCAAGCCCCUUUGAAGGGAAAACAAGCACAGAACCAAGCACAGCCAAACCUUCUUCCCCAGAGCCAGUCCCUCCUUCUGAGGCCAUGGACACAGAGCGUCCAGGGACCCCAGUACCCCCUGUUGAAGUCCCAGAGCUCAUGGAUACAGCCUCUUUGGAGUCAGGGGCUCUGGAUGCGAAGCCAGUGGAGAGUCCUGGAGAUCCCAGCCAACUGACCCGCAAAGGCAGGAAAAGGAAAACCGUGACGUGGCCUGAGGAGGGCAAACUGAGGGAAUACUUCUAUUUUGAACUGGAUGAAACUGAACGAGUAAAUGUGAAUAAGAUCAAGGACUUUGGUGAGGCAGCUAAGCGAGAGAUACUGUCAGACCGACAUGCAUUUGAGACAGCCCGUCGUCUGAGCCAUGACAACAUGGAGGAGAAGGUGCCCUGGGUGUGCCCCCGGCCCCUGGUUCUGCCCUCACCGCUCGUCACCCCUGGAAGCAACAGCCAGGAGCGAUACAUCCAGGCUGAGCGGGAAAAGGGGAUCCUUCAGGAGCUCUUCCUGAACAAGGAGAGUCCUCAUGAGCCUGAUCCUGAGCCCUAUGAGCCCAUACCCCCUAAACUCAUCCCCCUCGAUGAGGAGUGUUCCAUGGAUGAGACCCCAUAUGUUGAGACCCUGGAGCCUGGGGGAUCAGGUGGCUCACCUGAUGGGGCAGGUGGCUCCAAAUUACCUCCUGUUCUAGCCAAUCUUAUGGGCAGCAUGGGGGCUGGGAAGAGCCCCCAGGGCCCUGGAGGAGGAGGCAUCAAUGUCCAGGAGAUCCUUACCUCCAUCAUGGGUAGCCCAAACAGUCAUCCCUCAGAAGAACUGCUGAAACAACCAGACUAUUCAGACAAGAUCAAGCAGAUGCUGGUGCCACAUGGACUCCUAGGCCCUGGUCCAAUAGCAAAUGGUUUCCCACCAGGAGGCCCUGGGGGCCCCAAGGGCAUGCAGCACUUCCCCCCUGGCCCUGGGGGACCUAUGCCAGGUCCCCAUGGAGGCCCUGGGGGUCCUGGUGGGCCAGUAGGUCCACGUCUCCUGGGUCCCCCACCCCCUCCCCGAGGAGGUGAUCCCUUCUGGGAUGGCCCAGGUGACCCCAUGCGGGGUGGCCCAAUGCGGGGGGGUCCAGGACCUGGUCCUGGCCCAUACCAUAGAGGCCGUGGUGGCCGAGGAGGAAACGAACCUCCUCCUCCUCCUCCAUUCCGUGGGGCCAGAGGAGGUCGCUCUGGAGGAGGACCCCCAAAUGGACGAGGGGGUCCUGGUGGGGGCAUGGUUGGAGGUGGGGGUCAUCGUCCCCAUGAAGGCCCUGGUGGGGGCAUGGGCAGCAGCAGUGGACAUCGUCCCCAUGAAGGCCCUGGCAGUGGCAUAGGUGGGGGGCAUCGUCCCCAUGAAGGCCCUGGUGGAGGAAUGGGUGGGGGCAGUGGACAUCGCCCCCACGAAGGCCCUGGCGGAGGAAUGGGUGGGGGCAGUGGACAUCGACCCCCCCAUGAAGGCCCUGGUGGAAGCAUGGGUGGAAGUGGUGGACAUCGCCCUCAUGAAGGUCCUGGACAUGGGGGGCCCCAUGGCCACCGGCCUCAUGAUGUCCCUGGGCACCGAGGCCACGACCAUCGAGGGCCACCCCCUCAUGAGCACCGUGGCCAUGAUGGCCCUGGCCAUGGAGGAGGGGGCCACCGAGGGCAUGAUGGAGGCCACAGCCAUGGAGGAGACAUGUCAAAACGCCCUGUUUGCCGACAUUUCAUGAUGAAGGGCAACUGCCGCUAUGAGAACAACUGUGCCUUCUACCACCCGGGUGUCAAUGGGCCCCCCUUGCCCUAGGGACCACCUAUCUGCGCCACCCACACAACCCCCUGUGGACUGCAGCCUUGCUCCUUCCACCCUAUUAUGGCUUCUGUGAGGCCCAUUUCCCCCUUUCCCCAGCUGAUGAGGAGCCGGCCCCCUCAGUUCCCACCUGCUUGGGUUCCUGGGGGUUUUCUGAUCACUGGUGCACAUUGAUGUACAUAUUUUCCUCCAGUCUGUGGAGGAGAGAGACUGAACAUGUUCGUACCCCUGGACUGCUGAAGAGGAGACCCAGUUGACUUCACUUUUUGAGGAGAUUCGCCCUGUACCCCAAACCCCUUUCCAGUUUUACCCUUUAGCCUGAGAACCUAAAGCUGGUUAUCCUGGAGAACACCUCUGCUCUCCUAUUGUGGAUCCUCCACAUGCACAUAGAACUCUGACACGGGAUCUGCUGCACUUAUGAAAUCAUCCCAGCCAAGUCCAUUACUCCUCAUGGGGUGGGGAGGUGGUAAGGGGUAUUGUCUAUCCCACUGCACUGAGAGGGCUCAAUCAGGCUGGAUUUGAGUUCUGGAACACAUCAUCCCCACUCCUUCCCCUGACACGGGCUUUACAUUCGGAGUUCUUUCUCAAGUAAGACUUUGCAAACCUUCUGUGAACAUCGUUUGCCUCAUGGGUCUGCUAGGCUCAGUGAUGGCAAAUUCUUGUCUACAUCCAGUGAAAGUUUUAGCUGGCAUAGGUGAGGGCCAAGGUGUUCGUCUGCCUUUGCUACAGCUCAUUCUAGAGACUUUUUAAAACACAUCAGUGAGACCAACUUUCAUCCACUUGAGCCCGCGCACCAGGUCUGUCGUCACACUACAUGCACUGCCUCUGGGAGCCGGCCUGCUCUUCCCCCAUCCAGAACGUUGUCAGUGUGAGACUUCCAGCUUCCUCACCCUCUCAGUCACCGGAAUUCCCACCUGGUGCCACCCUGGGUGGAUUCAAGAUGAGCUUGCCCUUUCCCAGCCCUCUCCUUCACCUGUCUCAGCAUCAGUUGUUUUCUAUGAAAACAGUGGAUUGGUUGGGUUUUGUGCAGGGUUUUGGGUUAGAGCCACAAUGGAUUUGAGAACGAGUAUUUUUCUUUUGGUUUUGUAUAUUUUGUACAUUAAUAAUAAACAGUGGAAAGAGAAGCAGCUUAUUUAACCCCUGGUGUGUUUGGACUCUUUAAAGGUGGCCUGGCUAGUAUCAGCUGUUGUAAGUACAUUGAUGCAAACCUUUGUGGAGUCUUUCAAUCAUCUAAAUGGCCCUAAUACAGGGUCGCUAUGAGUCACAAUCGACUCCAUGGCAACAGAUUUAAUACUUGUUCUCUUGAGCCCCGGCUGGCACAAUGAUUGCAGGAGCUCAGCUGCUAACUGAAAGGUCAGUGGCCUGAACCUACCUAGUGGCUCUGUGACAGACCUGGUGAUCUGCUUCCAUAAAGAUCACAGCCAAGAAAAUGCUAUGGGGCAGUUCAAUUCCAUUAUGGGGAUGCUGUGAGUUGGAAUCUACUUGAUGGCACUUAACAAUUGUUCUACCUUCUAGUUGCAGAGUUAGUAUUAAGUACUGAAGCAAUGCUUUGAAAAAUAUAUAGAAUGCUAAAUACAGGGUGCAGGUAGAUCCACUGGUCAGUGUUCUUCGAGCAGUGGGAACUUGGGGAGCAAACAGCUCUUUGCUGAGCUUCUGAAAGCUGCAGACUUGGUGUUGGCAUAGCAGCAACAGUUGAACCUAACAUCCCUGUGAACUUGCUUAGAGAAGCAAUUUGAGUGGAGGGGCAGGUGCAUAAGAAGAGCAGAUAGUGUGGCUGAAGGAGAAAAAUUCAAGAGCAGUUUCAGGAAGAAAGGAAACAGGUUGCUUAUUGCUGAUUUUCAGAGCACUUUCAGUGAGAAGGUGAGAGGCCAGGAAUGGGAACAGCGUCAACUGCUCUUACCCAAAAUGUGGCUCUGUAGAGGAAAACGGGGCUGCUGCUAGAAGAUGCAGCAGAAUGUUGGUAUUCAUGUUAUAACAUUCGUGUAUAUUUUAUAUAUCUAGACUAGUGAACUGAAAAUAUUAAGCAUAGAGUGUAACAUGAAAUACAUGUAUUUUAAUAAAGGAAUUUAAAACACUUUACAAGUAAUUACACAUCUAGCCUUUAUUUCUUAAAAAUAGAUAAUUGAGGGCCUAGCUGAUAUGACUCCUAUGCAGACAGGAAGUUUUGGAGACCAGAACAUGGAGUGAUAGGAUUAAUUUUAAAUUUGAAGUUCUGCUAUUCUUGGAACCAGAAAUCAAAGUCUAUUAUAUUUUUUUUGUGUGGUGAAAAUACACACAACAAGCAUAUUGCAUUUUUAUGUGGGGUGCAGAGACGCGGAAAAGGGUAGAAUGUUGGGGUGUGUGGUUUGAGAACUGGUUUUUUACAUGCAUACGUGCAUUAAAAUCACCUGGAGAGCUUGUUAACAAGCAGAUUAGGGGCGGUGUCCAGGAGAGUUUGAGUCCAUAGGUUUGGGGUGGAUCCCAAGAUCUUGCAUUUCUAACAAAUCUAACAAAAUCAGGUUUUGGUGAUGCUGCAGGUCCAGAAAUCACCCUUUGAAAAGAACCACUGCACUGGAACACAACGUCUUGGCUGUUAUUUCCAGCACUGGCCACACGAGGGCAACAACUUAAUUUCACAGGCCUCGUUUACAUUUAGUAAGGCUAAUGGGACCUUUUAUCCUUUGCCAAGUCUUGGUAUGUUCUUGUCAGUCAGCCUAUUGUUGCGCUGGAAAAGGAAGGCCUCAGAAGGGAUGUAAUCAAGGGCCAAGCUAAGUGGUGAAAUACCAAUGAAGUACACAGUUCAAGUACAAAACCCAACGAACAUGUCACAAUCUUGGGUAUUUUCCCUCUGGUUUCAUCUGCUGCCUGCCUCUCACACUCUCUUCCCUGUCUCCUGCAACAGGCCACGAGAAUCUUUAAAAAAGAGUUUGUGCUGGUUUUAAUAGUUUUUUCUAUAUUUCAAUUUAAAAAUGAACUCAUAACCAUUUUCUUUCCAAUCUUCCAUCAAAAUCCAAACCUGUUAACUUUUUAAAUAUGUGGCCCUUAUCAAGAAAAUACCUUCCAUUUUUAGACGUUCUCUUUCAAACUCCCCUCCCUCCGACCUACCAA